CAUGUAUACUAUGUUUCCAGUCGUAAAAGAGCCUUAGGUCUAUUAUAUAGUUUCAUAAUCAGCUAAUCGAUGUGUAAAUUUAUACUGUGCUUUAUAUUUUGUUGUUUAGCAUUAUUAUUUAUAUAGACAUAGUUUGGGAAUAUUAUCAGAUCUUAUUAUGCAGAAAUUCACGAGUCAUCAGAACUAGAUAUUGUCUUUACGAAAAAGCCAAAGUUACGAUUGACUCUUCCCCCAUCUGCAUCUCUUCUCAUGGAUAAAGAGUCCUAUGAUUAUUUGGUAAAAGUUGUAUUGGCAGGACCUUCAGGAACUGGCAAAUCCUGUCUUUUAGAAAGAUUUGUCAAAGGGCAAUGGAAUGAUGAAAUCCAACAUACAGUAGGAAUUGACUUUGCUAGUAGAAUAGUGAUUGUUGGUAUGGGAAACCAACAAAAAAGGAUCAAACUUCAACUAUGGGAUACUGCCGGGCAAGAAAAGUUUCGAAGCGUAGCACGAAAUUAUUAUCGGGGAGCAGCUGCAGCAGUACUCGUUUAUGAUAUUACAAACAAGGAAUCAUUCUGUGAACUGUCCUCUUGGGUGUCAGAUAUACGAGCCAUGGCACCAUCUUCUUUGUGCGUCGUUCUAGCUGGGAAUAAGUGCGAUUUAAACGAACAACGGAAAGUAAGUACAGAAGAAGCCGCCGAGUUCUGUUCCGCCAAGCAAAUUGCUAGCGCUCAUGAAACGAGUGCCUUCUCUGGUAGUCAAGUAGAUGACUGUUUCUUGUCAGUGGUAUCUACCAUAUUAACGCGAAUCGAACUUGGAGAAAUUGAUCCCCAAGACCAAUCUCUAGGAAUACAAUACGGAGAUUUGAACGCAUCACAACCUUCACAUAAUACGAGUGUUACAAACUGGUGGGCUUCUAUAACAAAUUGGGAUGAUCUAGUAAGACUUGAAAGACAAACUCGUUCUCGUUGUUGUUUAUGAAUAACUCUCUCAUUUUCUUUCACUUUUGUAUUUCGUGUUGUAUGGUUUAGUUUAUUAUCCUACGUACAUACGAGUAAAUUUGUCUGCUAUUGCUGAUUCUACUUAUAUAUUGCGCCUGGACGACUUUUACGGCUAUUACUGUUAUGAAUAUUGAUGAUUACAUAAUGAAUUUAAUCACUUUUCUAACAAACAACCAAACUGGCUGCAAGAAUUGUAAAAAAAUUCAACAACCGCUACUUGCGAUGUACAAAAUCUUAUUUCGUCAUAUAAUUAGUUC
This is a messenger RNA of Schizosaccharomyces octosporus yFS286, 1234 nucleotides long. RefSeq names its product GTPase Ypt4. Gene Ontology annotation, biological process: regulation of endocytosis. Gene Ontology annotation, molecular function: GTP binding; GTPase activity. The coding region runs from base 250 to 957 and encodes 235 amino acids. The transcript is spliced from 2 exons. The record is from RefSeq and is a predicted model, not a curated record. Gene Ontology annotation, cellular component: endosome. Lineage: Eukaryota; Fungi; Ascomycota; Schizosaccharomycetes; Schizosaccharomycetales; Schizosaccharomycetaceae.